This is a messenger RNA of Dibothriocephalus latus, 741 nucleotides long. The record is from the annotation of a GenBank genome assembly. Lineage: Eukaryota; Metazoa; Platyhelminthes; Cestoda; Diphyllobothriidea; Diphyllobothriidae.
CUGACUUUCAACCCACCUGCUUCUUUCAGGAGUGUCUGUUCUGCCGUUCAACGCCGCAGCUUCAUAGCCAUCAAUGAACCCAUUCAAACCUAUGCAGCCAAGAGCCCAGAGCGGGAGCAACUUGAAAGCGCCCUGCAGGAUAUGAAAUCCAAGGCGCCGUUCACUGUCCCUAUCUGCAUAGGCAGCGAAGAAUUAACCUCGCAGGAGGUCCUCGCGCACCCUUUUCCUUUUGACAACAAAAAAACCUUUACCAAAAGCUAUAUGGCGGAUGAGAAACAAGUCAAGAAGGCAGUAGAUACGUGUUUGAAGGCUCGAGAGACCUGGUUCAGACAGCCCUUCAAACAACGAGCCGAAGUUUUCCUCAGGGCGGCUGAUCUGAUCGCCGGCAAGUAUCGAUACGAGCUCUUGGCUGCCACAAUGUUGGGCCAGGGGAAGACCAUUUUUCAGGCUGAGAUCGAUGCCGCAGCAGAGUUGGCCGACUUUCUGCGUUUCAAUAUCCAGUUUGCAGAGGCUGCCCUGGACUACAAACCCCUGAGCUCAGAGGACUGUCAUAAUCAGGUCAUCUACCGACCGACAGAGGGUUUCUGGGCUGCUUUACCGCCCUUCAAUUUUACCGCCAUUGCGGGCAACUUGGCCUCGGCACCUGCCUUGAUGGGAAAUGCAGUGAUUUGGAAACCGUCUCCCUCCGCAGUCUACUCAAACUACGUUAUUUUCAAGUGGGUGCUUGUGUUUGUUUGCUAA